Diabrotica balteata is the source of this 1358-nucleotide messenger RNA. NCBI's taxonomy places the organism in Eukaryota, Metazoa, Arthropoda, Insecta, Coleoptera, Chrysomelidae. The record is from the annotation of a GenBank genome assembly.
AAUAUAUUCGUUCUUUUAAGUUUCUAAGACGGGUAGUUUGUGAUUAUUUGAUUAAACUAUAAUCCAAGCGAUAAUUUAGUGAUACUGAAAAUUUUUCAGAUAUUCUUAAAUAAUGAUAUUAAAUUGGGGAAUUGCUGCUGCUGGUAAAAUAUCUAAUGAUUUUGCCUCAGCCUUAAAGGCCUUGCCAUUAUCUGAUCAUAAGGUUGUGGCAAUUGCGAGUAGGACUCAAAGUAAUUCUGAUAAAUUCGCUAAAACUCAUGGUAUUCCUAAUGCUUAUGAAGGUUAUGAUAAAUUGGCCAAAGAUGAAAAUGUGAAUAUUGUUUAUGUUGGUGUAUUAAAUCCUCAGCAUUAUGAGGUAGCAAAAUUAAUGCUGGAACAUGGGAAGCAUGUACUUUGUGAAAAGCCAUUUACCAUGAAUGCUAAGCAAACUAAAAAGUUGCUGGAUAUCUCUAAGGAAAAUAAUUUGUUUUUAAUGGAAGCAGUAUGGUCUAGAUGUUUUCCAGCGUAUGAUAAAAUGAUAGAAGUUAUUAAAUCUGGAAAAAUUGGAGAGGUUGUACAAGUAUCUGUAGAAUUUGGAGAACCAAUUAACCAUAUUGAUCGUAUAAAAAACAAAGAUCUAGGUGGAGGAGUUAUUUUAGAUCUCGGUGUGUACAACCUACAGUUUCAGCAGUAUGUGUUCAAUGGUUUGAAGCCAAUAAAAAUUGUAGCCAAUGGACAUUUAAAUGAAGAGGGGAUUGAUACGGCUCUUGCAACUGUUUUGACUUAUCCUGGAGGAAAAACAGCGGUUCUUUCUAUAUCUUCACUUGCGCAAUUUUCGUGCGAAGGUGUGGUUUAUGGCACCAAAGGAUGCAUUAAGGUACCUACGUUUUGGAGUCCCACAACUCUAGAAGUGAACGGUGAAGUAUUGGAAUUCCCGUUGAUUAAAAAUGAAGCAGAGUUCAACUAUCUUAACAGUGCUGGUUUGGCGUAUGAAGCCGAAGAGGCAAGGCAAUGUAUAAUGAAAAAUAAAAUAGAAAGUCCCAAAAUUACCCACGAGAAUUCCUUGGAAUUGGCAAAGAUGAUGGAUAAAUUGAGGGAUGAAUUGGGAGUAGUCUAUCCUGCAGAUGGAGAAUCUUAUUAAUCUUUUGAGGAACCUUUGCCUCAUUCAAUAUUGACUAUAUAACAUUUAAGUAAUUGGCUGAUUUCAUGUUUAUGUCGUUGAUAUGUCAGUGUAGAAUAUACAAUGAUAAAUGAUUUACUUAAAUAAUGUAACAUCAUCUUAAUUUUUGUUCUUAUCUUAGUGCCAAUAUUUGCUUUAAGUAACUAUUAAACAAAUGUUUUGUAUCGUUUUGAUAUAUUGAUAUUUUUUUAUUAACUUG